CACGUCCAAUAGCUGAGAUCGGUGGAAAUGGAGUCCACGGGACAGAAUCAAUCACCUAAUAAUAUCGGUGAUGGAUCCGACACUAAGGGCAGUUGCUUAUUACUUCGCUAUGCCAGCCAAAAUUCUCUGGACGAAAGUUCGCAAAAGCAUGUUCCUCGUGAGAAUGGGAAGGAUAAACCACCAUACAGGAAUCAUCAUCACACGAAUCGAGCCUUUGAUGUCAUCAACGAGAUGAGAAAAAAAAAUUUACUCUGCGAUGUCACCCUGAUAGCGGACGGUGGUAUGGAAGUACCGGCUCACAAAAUGGUCCUCGCCGCAUGCAGUCCUUACUUUUAUGCCAUGUUUACAAGUUUUGAGGAGCGCGAUCAACAAAGAAUAACGUUACAAGGCGUGGAUUAUUCGGCAUUAGAAUUAUUGGUAGAUUAUGUUUACUCGGCAGAAGUCCAUGUUACAGAGGAUAACGUACAGGUACUUCUACCUGCUGCAAACUUGUUACAACUGACAGAUGUACGGGAUGCCUGUUGCGAUUUUUUACAAGCUCAAUUACAUCCGUCUAAUUGUCUCGGUAUUAGAGCGUUUGCAGAUCUGCAUGGAUGCCUCGAGUUAUUGACGCAUGCAGAUAGUUACAUCGAACAACAUUUUUCAGAAGUUGUUGACGCAGAAGAAUUUUUAACAUUGGCACCUGAACAAGUAGCUAAGCUUAUCUGUAGCGAUCGUUUAAUGGUGCCUUCUGAAGAGAAAGUAUUCGAAUGUGUUAUUUCAUGGGUACACCACGACCUUGAAAAGAGGCAAAAUGAUUUGGCGUUGUUAAUGGAGCAUGUGCGCUUGCCUUUGCUUUCUCAAGAGUAUUUAGUGCAACGUGUGGAAGAGGAACCGCUUCUUAAAGCUAAUUUGCAAUGCAAGGAUUUCUUGAUCGAAGCCUUAAAAUAUCAUUUACUGAAGGGUGAACAGAAAUCGUUAUUCAAAACGCCGCGUACCAAACCGAGACAACCGAGGGGAUUGCCUAAAGUAUUACUUGUUGUUGGCGGCCAAGCUCCAAAGGCAAUCAGGAGCGUUGAGUGUUAUGACUUUAAGGAGGAAAGGUGGUAUCAAGUUUCUGAAUUACCAACACGACGUUGCAGAGCUGGACUUUGUGUUCUCGGCGGACGCGUAUAUGCCGUUGGUGGAUUUAAUGGAUCAUUAAGAGUACGAACAGUUGAUAUUUAUGAUGCUGCAGCGGAUCAAUGGUCACCCUGUCCCGAAAUGGAAGCGAGGAGAUCGACGCUCGGUGUAGCUGUACUCGGCAAUUGCGUUUACGCUGUUGGUGGUUUCGAUGGUUCGACAGGGUUAAAUUCGGCUGAAGUUUAUGAUCCACGGACUCGCGAAUGGAGACCAGUAGCACGAAUGUCAACACGGCGUAGUAGCGUAGGAGUGGGCGUUGUCAAAGGAUUGCUUUACGCCGUUGGUGGCUACGAUGGAGAAUCUCGGCAAUGUCUGUCUAGUGUUGAGUGCUAUAAUCCGGAGAAGGAUCAAUGGAAACCUGUACCUGAAAUGUCCGCACGUCGCAGUGGUGCAGGUGUUGGUGUCCUGGAUGGUAUUUUAUACGCAGUAGGAGGUCAUGAUGGUCCACUAGUACGAAAAAGCGUAGAAGCAUUUAAUCCGGAGACAAAUCAAUGGACUCCUGUCAGUGAUAUGGCAUUGUGUCGUCGUAAUGCCGGUGUUGUGGCAUUAAACGGACUUUUGUACGUGGUGGGUGGAGAUGACGGUUCCUCCAGUUUAGCAUCGGUAGAAAUGUAUUCUCCAAGAACCGAUACCUGGACUACUCUACCAACUUGCAUGGGAGUUGGGCGUAGUUACGCAGGUGUAGCAAUCAUUGAUAAACCAAUGGCCUCUGCAACGACAAUGUGA
Molecule: messenger RNA, 1887 nt
Organism: Cyphomyrmex costatus
Lineage: Eukaryota; Metazoa; Arthropoda; Insecta; Hymenoptera; Formicidae
Gene: kel
Product: kelch protein
Exons: 9
Coding region: 28-1887 (619 amino acids)
Molecular function (GO): protein binding
Source: RefSeq, a predicted model, not a curated record